Molecule: messenger RNA, 2454 nt
Organism: Asterias rubens (European starfish)
Lineage: Eukaryota; Metazoa; Echinodermata; Asteroidea; Forcipulatida; Asteriidae
Product: MRN complex-interacting protein-like
Exons: 5
Coding region: 294-1691 (465 amino acids)
Biological process (GO): mitotic G2 DNA damage checkpoint signaling
Cellular component (GO): nucleus
Molecular function (GO): chromatin binding
Source: RefSeq, a predicted model, not a curated record
GAAGUUGGUGGCGACGACGUAAAAUUUUUCCUGGUUUUUAACAUGAGCCUGAAAAUGAAGAGCCAAGCGAGCAUAUGGACACCACAUUUAUUAGUAGUCUUCAGUCAUGUGUGUGUGUUGUGUGUUGUGAAGCGUGAACAAUCAACGAACAUGCCAUGCCCAUGCCAAACACGUUAGCGUAGUCGUAGAUGUAUCCGGCAGGAUAUUUUGCUGACUGACCAAUGGAGAUGAAACACGAAACCGCUGUCAACAAGAGUGUCAUGCACAAAGGCUAGCUUCUUUUCUGCAUCACGAUGCCUCAAGAGUUUCAUGUAGUUCGGUGCUAUGCUUGUGAGGUGUUUCAAGUUCAACAGGUCAAAAAGAUCUCCAAGUGGCAGUGUAAGAUGUGUGGUGAAAAGCAAUCACUGAAAAAGGUGUAUGGACGAGGCACUGGGUCUGAUUGCAGACGACAUGUUCAGAAACUCAACAUGACUGCUGGUGAGAGUCGCGAUACACCUGGAGGUUCUGGAUCAUACGAUCAAAGUGUUAUCCCAAAUUGUGUCCAUAGAGAUGAAGAACCAAGAGUGUCGCAAGAUAGACCAUGUUUUGAAAAACCAAAGCAGGUUGAAAAGGGAACAUCUAAAUGGAAAACAUUCAUGAAUGAUGAGGAGGAAGUGGAAGAUGACGAAACGCCUGGGAGCUCCUUCCAAGAAGCUACCCAACACCCUUAUCUUGACAAUGUUGAGGUUACACUGAGCAGGCCAGAAAGGCAAAGAAGAGGUGGGAGGAAGAACGGUGGAUGGGACAGCGGAAGAAAGAGGAAAAGAGAUUUGGAUCAGGACACGCCUGAGUACCCUAGCGGUCAGCAAAAUAGAAAUACAUCUUUCAGAAAUGUAAAACCGAGUGACGUUAACAAUGAGGAAAAUGUCCUUCCUAGAGUUCCUUAUCCACAUUGUCAAGUUGCAAAUGCAUCCCAUGAUACUUCCAAAAUUACUGAUGGUGUAAAAUUUACUGAAGAAUCCGGAGCUUCAGCUGGUGACCUCAGAUUGAAACCAACACAGAAUCAUAGUACAACUUGUGGAGAAACAAAAAAGUUGACAACUAAACCCAAACCGGAAGCUAGCAGCAAGUGGGGGCAGUUUCUUCAAGAUGAGGAGGAGGAGGAGGAGGAGGAGGAAGACAGUGAUUUCCAAAACUCUUCCACCACGACUCCAACCUGGAGCAAUAUGCCAAAAGCUUUGGCUGUCGACUUCAGACUGAAACCAAAACAGACAAGUACAACUUGUAGAGAAACAAAAAAGGCAACAACUAAAACCAAGCCAGAGACUAGCAGUAAGUGGGGGCAGUUUCUUCAAGAUGAGGAGGAGGAGGAGGAGGAGGAGGAGGAGGAGGGGAGUGAUUUCCAAAGCUCCACCACUAGGACCCAAACCUGGAGCAGAGAUGUGCCAAACGUUAACAAUUCCCUACAACACCACUACAAUGAUACAAGUUGUGGACUCCAAUUUCGAUACAGUGGACAACUAACUGAAAAUCAAGGCAAACCUCAUACUUAUCCUGAUGGUUUGGCAAGACAAGCAACCAGUAUUGAAGUUAAACCGCUGGGAAGUUACACUGCAGGAGAUGUGACAGAGAAGAAUCAAAAUCAAGGAGCGAAUAUGGCAAUUUUCUCGAUACAGGAUGAAAAUCUGUUGGAUUUUGGUGACGAGUGGUGAUGUAAACCCAAGAAUCUGGAAAUAUUGUGAGUUUACACGUGGCUCAGUUUACAUAGAUUGAUAAUUCUGGUGAUGACACUUGUUUCCUUGUGUGAUGACAAUAAUGUUAUGUUAAGGAAUUGAUAAGGCUGAUGCCGAAUAAUUGGCUGUUGCUAUGGUGUACUGCUGCUAUGGUUGGACUCUGAUGCAUACAACACAUCAAUGCAGUGCAACAGAGACUGGCUUCUUACAAAGGCUUUAACGUCCGUUUAAAACCUUGCAGGAUCAUUGCUGUGCGAUAAAAGCCCUGCCUUCGGCUCGGGCCUUUAUCAGACGGCAACGACCCUGCCGGCUUUAAACGGACGUGAAAGAACUCGUCGCUACCCUUUAAUUCCCUUAUUUAUAAUGGGCCAUCUGUCUAGUGUACAUGACAAGACCCUAUUCUGAGGCGCAGAAUUUUUCAACAGGGCUUGUCUGGGAGAGUAUGCCUUUGGUAAUUACUCCAAAAAUUAAUAACCCUAAAAAUUCACUCACUAAGCACUGUGGAGUUGCUGACAUUUUGAAUCCUUGUUUGAGUUGACACCCUUUGAAGUAAUAUAGUUUUAGAGAAAGGUAAUUUUUUUCAAAAUUACAUUAUUGUUCCACGCUUUAGGGACUGUGAUACGCAUAGAACAAAAUGGAAGAAAGUGCAUUCUGAAUAUGAUGGAAUUAAAGUAAUGACCACUAUGAAAUAUUACAGUCACAAUGCAAAAACUUUCAAUGGUUGGAACAAAUUUAUUCAUGU